UUUGACUACCCUCUUAUAUAAGUUCAUUUUAACCACAUAAUUCCAAACGUCAAUUUGUUUUCUGCCAUUUGAGAGUUUUCUGUUUCUGUGUUUACUGCGUUUCACUCGAGGAGGAAAGGCACAGUAUUUUCGAGUUUUGGAUAUUCAAGUAUUUUUUCUGUGUUUUGUUGACGCCCUUGUUAAUAACAGAGUUGAAAUAUGUCUUAUAGCACUAGAAGAGGCGGUGGAUUUGGUGGUCAGCAACAAAAUGUGGGCAAUAUCGGCCAACGUAGGCCUGUUGUAACAAACAAUUUUGUACCAGGUGGACAGAAUAAACCAGCUGGCCAAGCAACACAACAGCAAGUGAGGGCACAACAACCACAACAGCAAAACACAUCCAUCCAGUUCAGAAAUCAAGGACCUGAACAGCAGCAAGCUAAGCAACAGUUACCGCAAGCAAAGCAACCUCAACCACAGAUUAAACAGCAGCAACCCCAGGCAAAGGUGCUACAACAAUCAAAUCAGCAGCAGCAACAAGCCCAACAACAGCAAGCCCAAAAGCAGCAGGCCCAAGUGCAACAGCAGCAGGCCCAAGUGCAACAGCAGCAGGCCCAAGUGCAACAGCAGCCGACCCAAGUGCAACAACCAGCUGUACAGCAACAGGUUACACAACAACAGCAGGCUCAGCAACAACAAAUUGAAAUGGAAACCACUCCAGCUCAGAACAAUGCCUUUGCUCCUUCUGUAGAAAACCCUGAAAAUGCAGAUAUGGAAGCCAUGGAUACUUCAACUGAAGUAAAAAAGAAGCCAUUCUGGCACCAUAACAAAGGUAAAAUUGCAAAGAAAGAAAGAACGCGUAGGCGCAAUGUGAUGUUGACUCGAACUCUGAAACCCAAAAAUGCAGUCAUGGUUUUGAAUGAACUUGUCAAGAACACUACUUAUGCCGUUGAGGAACUUCCCACAAAGUUUAACGGAAAUUCUUUCAAAGCUACUGUAGUAUAUGAAGGAUCAGAACAUGUUGGAUUUGGUCGUAACAAAAUGCAAGCCAAAAAUGCAGCUGCUGAAACAGCUCUGAAACAUUUUGUAAAAUCACAUAAAUUAACAGAAAUGAAGAAAGACGAAGAAGGAAACGAAAAUAUGGAUUUAUCAGAAGAAGAUGCCCAGAACCCUCUGCCGUGGCAGCAUGUGGUUUCAUUCGCUCUCUUCAAACUUUUCUGUUCGUGGGAAGAAGGUUCGAAUGGAAGCGCAGUUAAUUCUGUACACGAACUCAAACAGGCAAAAAAGAUGCCAGAAAAUCCUGAAACGGUUAAUCCCUUAAUGAUGGUCAACCAGAUGUUGCCUCAAGCUCAUUUUGAAGAAAUUGGCAAGACUGGUGUUCAUCCCAAUAUUCUAUUUUCAUUCAAAUGCAUUGUAGGUGAGGAUGUUUUCAUUGGAACAGGUUCGAAUAAGAAAGCAGCCAAGAGGAUGGCAGCUUAUGGAGCAUGCCAUAAAAUUUUGGGGAUAAACUAUCCCGAAGAUGUAUAUGUCCCUAAUUACUAAGUUAAGUUGAAUGUUAGUGAGGAGUAUUUCCGACCCAAGUUUUUCCAUUAUCUAACUAGUGAUUUGGACUGGAACUGUGUAUCUCAUUAUGCAGGAUUAGUGUUACAGAAAAAAUAUGUAUGUGCAAGAAAGUAUUUAUGUUUAUUGUGACUUAUGGAUUUUUUAUUUUGAAACUUUUUUAUGAAUGGAUUAAAUGAUAUAACAUAAUAA
Leptinotarsa decemlineata (Colorado potato beetle) is the source of this 1728-nucleotide messenger RNA. RefSeq lists its product as uncharacterized. Gene Ontology annotation, biological process: positive regulation of transcription by RNA polymerase II. NCBI's taxonomy places the organism in Eukaryota, Metazoa, Arthropoda, Insecta, Coleoptera, Chrysomelidae. Gene Ontology annotation, cellular component: mediator complex. The record is from RefSeq and is a predicted model, not a curated record. Gene Ontology annotation, molecular function: transcription coactivator activity; transcription factor binding.